Stylophora pistillata is the source of this 601-nucleotide messenger RNA. Its product is annotated as group II intron-encoded protein LtrA-like. Lineage: Eukaryota; Metazoa; Cnidaria; Anthozoa; Scleractinia; Pocilloporidae. The record is from RefSeq and is a predicted model, not a curated record.
AUGGCCGCUUGGGAAAGGGUUAAAGCGAAUAAGGGGUCUUAUGGAGUGGACGAAGAGUCAAUCGAACAUUUCGAAAAGAAUCUAAAGGACAACCUGUACAAAGUGUGGAAUCGGCUGUCCUCAGGGUCGUAUUUUUCCCCAGCUGUAAGAGCUGUGAAGAUCGCUAAAUCUGGGGGACAGCGACAACAAAAGCGUUUAUUGGGUAUUCCUACUAUUUCCGAUCGCGUGGCCCAAGGUAUAGCAAAGCUAUACUUAGAGCCAUUAGUGGAGCGGAAAUUCCAUGAGAACUCCUAUGGAUAUCGUCCAAGGAAAUCUGCAGUGGAUGCCGUAGGUGUGGCAAGAAAACGUUGCUGGCAGUAUAAUUGGGUUAUAGACCUAGAUAUUAAAGGGUUCUUUGACAAUCUAAAUCAUAAUCUGAUGAUGAAAGCUGUUCGGGUUCACACCAAAGAAAAGUGGAUUUAUCUCUACGUGGAGAGGUGGUUAAAUGCCCCUCUUCAACUGGAAGAUGGAACGCUUGUACAGCGCAAGAAAGGUACUCCUCAAGGAGGCUUAUGCAAAGCUUUGCAUAAGCCUCCUUAUGCGAAGAAAGUACUUAUGCAAA